AUGGAGCUACGAUGGCUGUUGGUGGUCAAUGAUUGGCUGAUAUCACCGAUGGAUGGAGAAGUUCUGUGGAAGUGGGAAUUCUGGUCCGACUGCUGUGGAGGAAUUGUUGAAACACAUGUUCAUGAUCUCAAUAAAGAUGUUAUUAGGUUUUCUAUAAAUAAGAACCGGAAGUUCAUUGAUAAUUACUUCAUUACAAGUAGGAAUCUAAAAUUUGCUGUUACUAUGGUGUAUGGUGAAAACGAUAGUACUCUUAGGACUUCUUUUUGGAAUGAUCUUAAUGUUUUUGCUUCUAUGUAUGAGGGUCCUUGGGUGGUGUUAGGGUAUUUUAAUGAAAUUCUUUCUUCUAAUGAACGAAUGGGUAGUUCAAAUGUUCAUGUUUCUUCUAUGAAUGAUUUCAUUCAGUGUAUUCAGGAUACCCACUUAUUUGAUCUUCAUUUUUCGGGUGAUUUCUUUACAUGGUCUAAUAAAAAAAUAGGUUCGGGAAGGAUUGUUUCUAAAAUUGACAUAAUUUUAGUCAAUAUCGAAUGGGUUUCUUUAUUUAAUUGUUCAAAGGCUGAUUCUUUAAACCCGAGAGUCUCAGAUCAUUCCCCUAUGGUCUGUUCCGUUUUUGAACAACGUCAACAUGGUCCACCACCGUUCAGGUUUUUUAAUUAUCUUACGGAUGAACCUGAUUUUUUGGAUAUUGUUCGAGCUGCUUGGAAUAUAAAUAUCAAGGGAAACCCUAUGUUUGUUCUUGUAUCUAAGCUCAAGAGGGUUAAGCAGGCGUUGAGGGAACGGAGAAGAACUAGGUCGAAUAAUCUUUCUGACUUAAUGUGUCAAGCAAAGGAGGUUAUGGUAACAUCUCAAGCUACAGUUCAAUCUCGGCCUUUUGAUGCUAACGAUGCUCAUGAAGAGAAAAGAGCUGUCAGUGCUUAUGCUAAAUUGGUAAGUUUUACUGAUAAUGAUGCUUCUUUUGUUCAAUUUUCUAACUUGGUUGGUGUUGAUGAGGCUAAUGAUUUGAUCUCUCCCAUUUCUCGUGAUGAAAUAGUUUAUGCGCUCUCUUGCAUUGGUUCUAGCAAAGCUCCAGGACCGGAUGGCUUCUCUAGCCAUUUCUUCAAGGUUUGCUGGAGCAUUAUUGAAUUUGAUUUCGUUAAGGCAAUUCAUAAUUUUUUCUCAAAGUUGAAGCUUUUGGGUGAGGUAAACAGUACUUUUCUCACUUUGAUUCCAAAGAUUGAUAAUCCUGCAAAGGUUUCUGACUAUAGACCCAUCUCUUGUUGUAACGUUAUCUACAAGUGUAUCACAAAAAUUAUUGCUAUUAUUGAUAACAUCAUGCUUGCACAUGAGAUUGUUAGAAACUAUCAUAGGAGUAACGGUGCACCUAGAUGUUCUUUAAAGAAUGAUUUAAGAAAAGCAUACGACACAGUCAGUUGGGAGGCAAUUUUUCUUUGCUUACGGCGCAUGGGUUUUCCUAACCAAUUUAUUGAUCGGAUUUAUAUUUGCAUAUCCUAUGUCAAAUUUGCUAUCCUUAUCAAUGGUUCUCCGUAUGGUUACUUCUCAUCCUUUAGAGGCCUUCGUCAAGGCUGUCCGCUCUCUCCGUAUUUGUCUGUAAUCAUUAUGUAA
Papaver somniferum (opium poppy) is the source of this 1599-nucleotide messenger RNA. RefSeq lists its product as uncharacterized. NCBI's taxonomy places the organism in Eukaryota, Viridiplantae, Streptophyta, Magnoliopsida, Ranunculales, Papaveraceae. The record is from RefSeq and is a predicted model, not a curated record. The transcript has 5 exons. Bases 1 to 1599 code for a protein of 532 amino acids.